This is a messenger RNA of Mercenaria mercenaria, 5095 nucleotides long. RefSeq lists its product as uncharacterized. Bases 161 to 2161 code for a protein of 666 amino acids. Lineage: Eukaryota; Metazoa; Mollusca; Bivalvia; Venerida; Veneridae. The record is from RefSeq and is a predicted model, not a curated record. The transcript is spliced from 6 exons.
GAUAAACUGGUACAAAACGCUAUGCUUAAAUGCGCCGCAUUGUGGGUAACAAAUCAAACUAACAGUUUUGUUCAAAAUUUCAAACAUACCAAUUGUGGAUAGAGUAAUUAAAUUUUUAAUGGAUUAAGCGGUGAACAUACAUCAUUGUAUCUAAACAGCAAUGGAAGUAACAAGAUACAAGACUGACGCGAAGUGUUAUCCUCGUUACAAAUCUGCAACUGGGCGAUUAUCUGACAUUUCAAGACGAGCGCAUUCCCUUUGGAACUCUACUUUCGGAGUAUCGUUUCCAACACAGGCACUUGAUGAGGAGAUUGAAAACGACACACAAAGUUAUCAUGUAGAUUUAUUUCUAUUUGAUAGAAACGGAGAAAGGAAAAUAUCCUAUACUAAUGGCACUAACAUGUUAUUGCAUAAUGAAGGUAUAAGCCUCCAGGAAUCCUACAAAUACGAUAAUGUGGAUACCUUCUUAAAUGAAAAACAACAUUUAUUGAAGUCUACAUCGGUACUUAUCUUUCGAGACCACAGAUGUCUUAGGAAUGAAAUAAAGAAUGUCUCAUCUAAACAAAAUGUUGUCAUUUUAUCGAGCAAACAAAAAUGGCGCACACUUGAGAAAACACAUGCACAACAUCCAAAUCUGAAGGUUUCUACAGACGACAAAAUUGCAGCUGACAUCGGUUUAUUGCUUGAAAUUACAGCAUUUAAACCAUUAAGGCAUACGUUCGAUAUCAUCAAAAGCGUCACAGAUGAAAUACAGGUCUUCGCUCCACCCAAAGAAAAAGCCAAUGGCUCAUUAUCUGAUCCUCAAACAACUGGACAUGCAAGCGGCUUACAAUUUACUCCAACCAGAACGGGAACUAAAAGGAAAUACGGUGACAUUAAAGACAAUUGGACUGGGACAUUACAUGGCGAUAAAAUACAUUCAUUGCGUGAUGUCAGAGGUCGCCCUCUUGAAAACAAUGUCCGUCAGACAAGAAGUAAGGAUAUGCAAAGCAAAGCAGAGACAGGAAUCCUACCAGAUGGAAACUUAGGGUUUGUAUCCAGUAGUAUUAAACACAUCACUGACAACGGGAAAAAUAAGUUUGUAGAAAACAAACCUAAGUUUCAGCGUUUUUUGGGGGAAAUGAUUGGUAUGUAUAAACGAAGUAAGAUACCUGACGAUUUAAAGCCACCUCUUGACGAUAUUCCGAAGGAAACAGUAAGUAGAAAGGUAAUGAACGACUUGUACACCAUAAGUAGUUCGAUACAAGGAUACUCAUACCGAUUCCAUACCAGACUCCAGAUCUUUGUUUCAAAAGACAGCAUUGAUAGAUUGAAACCGGAAAUUGUCCAAACACUUGAAAAGCAUGGUAUAAAACAAGGAGAUUUUGACAUAGUUCCACCAAUUGAUGAUGUGUCUCAUUACAACAAAAUACACUCCGGAGCGAGAGUAGAAAGAGACACACUCUAUGGCAGUCUUGCUGGAUUUGUUUCAAUGCAAAGAGAGCAGAGCGAGGAUUUGUGCGCAAUUGCAUCAAAACAUAUCCUUGACGGACAAAGAUCUGUAGAACUUACUAAUGACGAAAUAAGAAUCACGGCAGAUGUCAUUCCAGAAACAGCCCCAGGCGAUCAGCAAAUGGUUUAUGACAUUUCUGUAGCACAAAUCAGGACAGAGGACAAAAUUUACUGUGAAGGAAGAUUCAGAAACGAAAGUGGAACAUUUAUGAAAGGAAAGAUGUGCAGCUAUGAUGAUGAUCAGCUCAAUUGCCAAAACGUGCAUAUUUAUGGCGCAUCAACACCAAGAGGUCAAGGCAUAAUAUCGAUGACACAAUAUAAUCAACGCACAGAAAACGAAGAAACAAAUCCAAAUAGGGAACACGAAGUUAAAGAGCAAAUGAAUUUAAACACAGAAAGUGAAGAUAGAGAGGAAUCAAAUAUAAAUAAUGGACACGAAGAUCAAAAAAAAACAUACAUCGUUGUUGAAGACAGAGAGGGUGGUAAGCCAUUCUGUGCCGAAGGUGACAGCGGAGCAAUGGUGUGCGCGGACGACGAAGAUGGAAAUCAUGUACAAUUAAUUUCAACCGUAAUGGGAGAAAGCGGAAAACGGUAUACAACACUUCGCUUAACAAAAGCAAUUGCCAAAUUAGAAGAGCAGACAGAGAGUCAAAUAUAUUUUCUAGACUGAGAAGUUAACGUUGCCCCCAAAUAUGAAUAAGCUGUCUGGUUUAUGUAGGGGUAUUCUAUCUUUGAAUUGAAUAUGAGGAUGAAAAGACGGUUUUGGCUUAGUGUUACCUAAUUCAUAUUUCAUUCAAUAUUUGUGAUGGCUUUUUGUGAGUGCAGUGUAUGUCGUACAUAACGAUUUUUCCUUUCAAUUUGUAUUAUUUCAAAUUUCUGUUUUUAAUGUUAGAUCUUACCAAUAAGGAUGACAUCAGGUUUAACAACUCAAACGAAAGAAAUAAGUUUUACUAAAAAAAAAAAGAAGCAGGAAAGAAAUCAAAGAGCAGAAAAGAAAGCAAUAUGUGUCGGGCAUCACAUGAAAAAUUCCCUUCGUUUUUUAUCAGUUUGAAAAAAGCGCCAGAAAGAGUGCUACCUUUUUUGCGUGUAAUAGCUUUAUUUUUCAAUUAAUUUUAAAUAUUUUAUAUAUAUAUAUAUAGUAGGCAUCCGCGUUUGCCACAUUUUUUAUGUGAGAGGUGAAAUAAGUCUUUCAUUCCAACCGCAAUUCCGGAUACUGCUUUGUACAUGAAUGUAAAGUAAAUUUAUGCUUAUUUUUAAACCCACUGUUUUGUGUGUAACUUUUAUUAAUAUGUAUAUAAGUAAAUUUCAUACUACUUCUGUAUUAGCAUUUGUUAAUGUUUGUUAGUGUCUAUAUUUCACAGCUUAUUCGUUUUGCAAGAGCUUGCUCAAAGAUAAAUGAUUUUAAGUGGUGUAUUACUCAUUCCUAUAAGUGAUCAUAGUUUGAUUUUCUGUACAAGGAAAAACCUAGAUUUACAAUUCUAAACACAAUACUGUAAAAUAAGAUCUAUAAAAAACUACAAAAGUGAAGAGUUUCAACAGUCACUUUUGUCUGUAGACUGGUCUUUUGUGAUACUCUCUGACAAUGUCAAUGGAGCAUGGUGCAAUUUUAAAAUAUUUUUGUAUUUGUUCUUAAUAAUGUAGCACCUGUAAAGGAAAUUAGAAUCAAACAGAGAACUGAACCUUCGAUAAACUCAGGUAUUCUACAAUGUUUAAAUGAUAGGGAUAAAGCUUUUAAUUUGUAUAGUGCUAGUAAAUCUGAGAAUUACUUUACUCUUUUAAAUCAUUGAGAAACAAAGCUCAGCACAUAAUUUCCAGAGCUGAUAGGGAGUAUUAUACUGCCUUUAGAAAACAACAAAUUUGAUUGUAAAACUUUGUGGAAAAUCCUGCAACGGUUGGGCUUACCAUCUGAGAAAAAUGUUUCAUCUAGUAGUAAUAUUUGUUUGAAAAUUGUUGAUGAAAUUUGUUUUGAUGUCUUUAUUGUAGCUUAGAAAUUCAAAAUUUUUAUACAGCUGUGGCAUCCAAGCUUGUUGAAAAACUUCCAAGUUCUACCUUAAAAUUAAAAAUAAAUUGUUGAGUCUUUUUAUAGAGCUAAAGGUAUUUUUUCAAGAUUCUUUUCCAUUCGAUAUUGUUUCAGAAAAUAAUAUUCUCAAAAAUAUCUAUAUCAAUUAAGUGCUUAUAAGGCUACCGGCUUGGAUGGCAUUCCCAGUAGGUUUUUUAAAGGUAGUGCAUGUAUUAUAGCUCGCCCCCUGGCCCUUAUAGUAAAAUUGUCUUUUAUCCAAGGUUUGGUGCCAGAUGAUCUUGAAACUGCAAGAUUCAUUCCUCUCCAGAAGAAAAAUGAUAAAAGAUGGAAAUAUUUAUGCAAUAUUUUGUGUAUCAUCUCAAAAAUAUUUAAGAGUGUCAUUUUGAGCAAUUGGAAAAGUAUUCAAAUGAUAAGAAAUCAUUAUACAGUUUUCAGUCUGGUUUUAGGAGAUGUUUUAGUAAAGAUUCCUGUCUUAUUCAUUUAUCAGAUUUUAUUAGAUUUCUAAUGGACAAAGGAAAUAUGGUAGGGAUGGUUUAUUGGAAUUAAGGAAUCAGUCAUCUCUUAAUAUAAAUUGUAAUGGGACAAGUAUUAAGGCUGCCAGUUCUGUCAAAUAUCUUGGUGCAUUUCUGGAUCAAUUAUUAUCCUGAGGACAUUGCAAGAUCAAUUGUUUCAAAAGCAAAUGCCCGACAAAAGUUUAUCCAUUCCAAAAGUGAUUUUUUUAACAUUGCACACUAGAAAAUUGCUAGUAAUAGCUUUAAUUCAGUGUCAUUUUGAUUAUGUAUGUGCUUUUAUGUAUCCUUGUUUUACCAGAUAUUGGUCAAAAACACUUCAAGCUACCCAAAAUAAGCUCAUUCAUUUUAUUCUGAGUUUGGACAGUAGAUCUCAUAUGGAUUCUGAUUAGUUUAAAACCCUGAAUUGGUUGCAUGUAGAAAAGAGGGUACAUCAGUACACAUUUUGUCAUGUUAAAAAAAUUAAGUUUAGUUUGGCCCUAGCUUAUCUAAAUGAUCAUUUUAUUGCAUUAAAUUCUAUCCAUAACAAGUGCAUCCGGUCAAGAGUAUUUGCAAAUGCCGGUCAGGAUCCAAAUUAUGGCCAAACCUUCAGUGAAACAGAUCGUUUCGUACUGCCCAAGGUUGAAAGUUUUGGGGAAAAGGUAAUUUGCCUUCUCGGGUAUAUCUUUUUUGAAAAAUAUUCCACAAGACCUUAGAGAUAUUACUUCCCUUUCAAAUUUAAAAAGACCGUGAACGCCCAUUUAAUGUUCAGUUAGCUAUGCAGUUUCUAUGUUUUUAUUAGUAUUUCUUGUAAUUCAUUUGAUCUAGUCUUUUAUGCUUCGGUUUUCUAAAUUAAUUUAGUUGUAAAUUGAAUGAGGCUGUGUCAUGCCACCAAUAACAUGGACAACAAUGGAAAUAAGGGAAACUUUGUGUUUAUCUUUUUUUUGUGUUGUCCCUCGUAUUGGUGGGCAUAUCAUGUUAAAAAAUCUCUGUGUUUAACUAUUGUUUUGUUAUGUUUUCAUUUUAUAUUUUAUAUACCAUAUAUUAUGCCAUGAUUAAGAUGUGCACUGUAUGCCAAACAGAACAUACUUACUUA